AUGGAUGAUGGCGACAGGACUGUGGUGCCGACGACACCGAGUCCAGAGUACGAUCCUCACAGCCCUGCGAUGAGUGAAGUCUCCCGUGAGACAGUGGUGCCGGAGAGGUCCACAGCCAAGGCACGGACCCAGGUCUUCGCAUGGCCGACACCACCAGAUUGGGUGAACCUACAGGCUGCUGCCCAACAAGCAGCGGUGCUGGGCCGAAUGGGACCAGUGCUGGGACAGUUUGGGCCGACAGCACCACUGGUGCCUCCAACACCACCCUUGGUGCCUCCAACAGCACCAUUGCUGGCUCCGACAGCACCAUUGGUGCGUCCGACAGCACCAUUCCUGACUCCUCCAAGAGCAGCAUGGCUGCCUUCAGUUGGACCAAUGGUGCCCCCAGUGGCACCAUGCCUGCCUUCAGCAGCACCACUGCUGCAACCGAUGGUGCCUCCAGCGGCAGCAUUUCCUCCAGCUGAAUGGGUCCAUGGUUGGCAGCCAGAGGCAACCACACACAGCAUGGAGGUAACAUUCGGAGGCAGGGGACCCAGUCAGCCACAACAACCCCCAGCAGAGGCCGCAGCAAGACCAGCACAGCAGGCAGCACCACCAACAGAACAACAAGGCCCUGAGGCCCAAGGGAAGGAACAGCAACAACCACCAUCCCAAGCAGCCGGGCCAACAACACAGCAGCAGCCACGGCAGCAGCCACCCACAGCAGAGCAACAGCCACAGCAGCAGCAACGUCCCUGGCGGCGACAACAAGCACCACAGCCAGCACCACCAAAGUCAGCAGCGGAAGCGGCGAGGCCACCAAAGGAACCAGCAAAGUCAGCGGCGAGGCCACCAAUGGAACCCACUCGACCAGUGGGCCCAAUCAGCAAAGCCAACGUUAUGAAGGGCAAAGGCAAAGGCAAAGAAUCCAACAUCCCGGCCGCAUUCCGAAAGCAAGCAUUGGGCCACACACCCAUGGUCGUUCCGCCACCGAAGCAAACACCAGAGCCGGCCACCUCCUCCCACGAGCCAUGGGCUUUCCAAGGACCGCCGCCCAAGCUGCAGCCACGAGAACCAGACUACCCACCACCUGGAUUCCGGCCAAAGCAAGUGGGAAAAGAACCACCAAAGGCCAGGCGACCCACUGCUGCUGCACCAGCCGGUGCCAUGCCAGAUGUGCCACACCGACACACAGGCUGGAAACACAAAGCAUGUUGGCUGUUGACCAGAUACAGCCAAGAAGAUUGGAGAGGGGUCCAGGAGCUGUGCAGCAGCUUCCAAAAGGAGCUCCAUGACCACGAACCAGUGCUGUGGCUGGACGGGAAACCAACGUGGGCCAGGAAGGUCCAAUGGUUCAUUGACCAUUGGACCCAGGGCGACUAUGCUCGCUGCCACAGACUCUACCAGUUCAGCACGGAGUCCCAGAUGGCCCAGUACUUGGCUGAGCAUGCCAUGGUGGUGGAGGAGCACGGGAGCCUGGUCGUCACUACCAUGGCGACCACAUUCGUGGAAAGGAUCCGUGCGGCCAAGAAUGGGACAUCGGCAGGCAUCAUCCAAUUGAUCGGUGAAGUCCAAAGCAUGGAGCUGCCAGAUGCCAUAAAGGAGAGCAUCCAGGAGGCCGUUGAGACAUGCCAGACCAACGAAGCCUCCCACAUCAAGCUCUCCAGUUGCGGCCAGAAGAUAGCCCAUGUGCCAGCAUACUUGACCACGGCGGAUUGGCAGGCUCUCGAAUCUGCCGUAUCCAAGGAUGACCAGAUGUCUGUCAUGGCCAAAAGGCUCCGAGCAAUGGGCCUUACCUCCCUGAAGGAGAACACGGUGCACCAGGUGCUCGCCACCCUGCUCUACGUCAACCACAGCCGAGGCCAACCACAGAUGCAGCCGAGUGCCAUACAUUCCAUGGUAGACGACUUCCAGGCCAUAUUCCACGGCACGGCCAAGAUUGAGGCUGUGCCCAAACUGGCCACUUACUCGGAGGAUCCUCUCCAGAAUGGCGAGGCCUGGCUGAGCCAAGCAUACACGAAUGGCUGCAGUCCAGCCAAGAAGGUGCUUCCUCUGCAUGCUUGGUACAGGAAGGUGCCCAUGAGGAAGAACCAUCAUUUGCUGGUUGGCUAUCAUGUGCCGGCGGAGUCCAAGAAGGCACAUGGAAGCCAUGACCAUCUGGCCAAAGCUGCCCAGAUGCUUUCCCAAUUGGCAGAACGGUGGGCUUCACCACCUGCAGAGCCAGAGAUUAAAUUCUUGCAGCCUCGCCAGGAGUUUGAGGACCAGCACUUCGAGGAACUCAGGAAGAGGAAGCUUGAGGCCAAAGAGAAGGCCGUGCCAAAGGCAAAAGCCAAAGCGAAGGCCAAAGCCAAGGCCAAGGCCAAUCCCAAGGCUAAGCCCAAUCCCAAGGCUAAGGCCAAGGCCAAGGCCACCCCCAAGGCAAAGGCGAACCAAGCGAAGCCAGUGGCCAAGAACCAGGACCACCUGCCGCCGCACAAGCGGGAUCCACCGAUUUUCGGGUGCCCCAAAUGUCGAGGGAAUCCAAGCGGUUGUGGGCAGUGCCUGAGCCCAACGUACACAGGCCUGCGGCUCCCAGGCCGAGAAGCCUAUCGGGCCCAUAUGCCCCGAAAGGCCAGGAUGGCCAAGUGA
Messenger RNA from Symbiodinium sp. CCMP2592, 2607 nucleotides. The record is from the annotation of a GenBank genome assembly. Lineage: Eukaryota; Dinophyceae; Suessiales; Symbiodiniaceae.